AUUAGAAGCUUUACGUUAAAAUCGUGUAUACUAUUUUAACCUGACAAUGUACAACGCAUUUAAAUUGCUCACAAUUGUAUUGUAUUAUUCGACACAAUAUGUGAACGCUCAAUACUGUUAUCCAAAUUAUUGUCAAAAUGUUUCAACUAAGGUGUCAUUGCCUGAUCUUCAAUGUAGAAUAAAACCAAUCGAAGAUGAUGAUUGUAUUAAACUUAGAUUCGAUGGAUGGAAUCAUAUAUCUUUCCAGGAGAGUACGACUCAAUUUCAAUUGUCUGCUUAUGUUAUUAGUACAGGAACAUUUAAAGGAAAAUUGACUGCAUUUAAUUUAUCAAUUACCGAUAUUAAUUUUCUUAGGUUAACCACACGUUAUCAAAGUCUGAUGGAUGAAAAUAUAUCCGUGUGUACACAUAUUGCUUUACAUGGAAACACGACUGACUCAGUACCUAAUAGAUUCAUUUUAUCUUGUCCUUUUACAAAUCAAUCAUUUGAAGGUAGUCCUUAUCGUUUAGAGUAUUCUGUAAGUGGAAAAAGAUUCGAGUACAGUAAAAAGCUUGUUUUCAUAAUUCCUCAUCAUGAGUCUAUUGAUGAAAAUAAUGACAUUACUGGAUACUUACCAUUCAUUUAUAUAGACGUUUCUGAUGCAUUGCUCUUCACUUUAUAUAUACAGCCAGUUCCUAAAAAAUUUAACGUAACUACAUAUAGAAUUUGGUUAACAAAUAAUAGCACGGGUAUAACGACCGACAUAAAAGUUUCUCAACCGAUAAAUGAAGAGCAUAUACAAUAUAAUUUUUCCAUAUUAGAUGGAAUCUAUUAUUUUCAAGUAGCAGCUAUCCAUCCCAAUUGUAGCAUAUACGGAUGUAUUAAUGCCACCUCACCGUUCAUAAGUAUAAGAGAAGCAUCGCAUCGUUUACUCAUUAUGAUAAUUAGCAUUAUAUGGAUACCACCUGUGAUAUUAUAUGCGCUUUACCACAUAUAUAAGUUAUGUACAAAAAAUGCAAAGAAAGACAGAAAGAAACCAAAUUGUUUAAUAGUAUACUCGCCAACGCGCGAAUCACAUAUCACGGUUAUGGCAGAAUUAACAAAAUAUUUAAGAUGCUGUAAUAUUAAUGCCAUGAUAGAUAUGUUCGAUAUCUCGGAGACUGUAUCAAAGGACGUAGAACUUUGGUGUAGAACCGCGUUUAAUUCUGCUGACAUUAUUCUCAUUGUGACCUCACCACCGUCUAACAAACUUGUACCAACAAUAUACGAGAACAUAGACACUUAUAUAUUGCAAUUGAUUAGAGAAAAUUAUGGACAAAGAAAUAAAAGGUAUUAUAUUCUACAAUUGCCAUAUUGCAAAUCAACUGAUUUGCCGGACGAGGCAAAACGUUUUCAACGUUUUCGUAUGCCCGAAGAAUUAACUAAAUUAGUGAGGACAGUUCACAAUAUUGAUUACAUUAGAUUCUUUGAUUUAUCAAAUAAGGAAGUACUAUUGGAAAGUAUAAAAUUAGCUCAAGUAGAGAUGUUAGACGAUGGCACUGGUAGUGAUCACAAGAGUGCUGAUGAAACUGACGAUCUUUUACCAUCCGUAUUACCAACGAAUAAUAUUAAAAAAGAAGAUCUGAAUCACCAGGACGAUAACAAUUCAAUGUCUUCGAAUGUUGUAAAGGACGAAUUUAAUAAUUCAUUAAAAAGAAAAUAUUGUGAACUUCAAGGUGAAAAAGGUAUUAUUACCGUCCACUCGGAUUCAGACGAGCAGUAGUAUAUAAACAUAGUAUUGAAAAAGAAAAGAAAAGAAAAGAAAAGAAAAGAACAAAAAAUAAACAAAGCAAUUAAUGUUUUGUUCUUAUUAUACGAGGCUGUUUCACAACGAUACCUUUAUAAUUUAUCACAUUUUUAUACCCCGUGUUAUAACGACGACCACGUUUAAUAAAUGUUUACGACGAUAA
Molecule: messenger RNA, 1928 nt
Organism: Vespa crabro (European hornet)
Lineage: Eukaryota; Metazoa; Arthropoda; Insecta; Hymenoptera; Vespidae
Exons: 9
Coding region: 47-1741 (564 amino acids)
Source: RefSeq, a predicted model, not a curated record